GACCUAUGAACCCCCAGAGUGUGGCAGCGCUCCGCCAUAUUGACUGUUGUCUUGACUGGAGAAGAUAGGGUGACCAUUUGUGAUCCUAGAACAAAUCGAAACCGUGCUUUUUAACACCUCUAAACUAGUGCUACCUUGACCAAAGGAUAUAUCCGAGAUCUGCGUGAUGGCGAGGAAGAAAAGCAAACAACAAGGAGUCGGGAGCAAGGAGCUGGUGUCCGGACAACAGAGCAUAUCGAAGAGCCCCGUCUCUCCCGGAGAUGCAGCUGGCGGGGAUGCAGGGCUGGAUAGACUGGCGGCCAGGGCGAACCAGCCAAUGCACACCUGCUGCCUCCUGUGUCACCGUGAGUUUAAGGACUGGGGGGCGAGCUCUGCCAACGGUCUGCCUGGGGGCCACGGGGCGAAGCUAGCUGACGCUGUCCCAGCCCUGUCCCAGGCCCUGCUCAGAGAGGUGCCGGGCCAGAAGCUGUCCGACACCGUGCCUUCGCUGAGUCAGUCUCUACUGGGAGAGGUGCCGCUCUGGAUCUGCCAGAGCUGUCGGAAGAGCGUUGAGGAGGAGGAGAGACGGAGCGCACAGGACACGGCUGCACCGGUUCCGUUGUCCCACUCAUCGUCGUGUAGGGCUCAGAGCUGUAGUGAAGGUUACCCAGAGCAGAGCUCGGUAGACUGGGACCCAUCCUCCUUCCUCUCAGCCCACAAGCUUUCUGGUCUCUGGAACUCGGCUCACAGCAACGGAGGGAUCCACUGCAACCACAGCACUGCCUCGCACGCACAGCAAGGAACAGGGGGACCAGCGUGUCACGAGAAGCGAGUCUCUCACGAGGCUCCUGGGAAAUCUGCUAAAACGCCUGGGGCCAAAGUGUGCCCCUACAGCCACCCUUCCCAGAAUUCCAGUGGUUCUUCCCCCGGGAACCCGCUCUCUACCUCCGGGGACCUCUGUAAGACCACCCCAAAGCACUUCAAGACCAUGUGCCGACGACCAACACCGCCUGGGGAAGCAUUCCACCCCAGCGACCACCACCAACACUCAGACCUGUCUGUCCCCCCCAACAGCCCCACUGGCCUCUCCUCCUCCUCUCAGCAUUCCUCUCUCCUGCCCCUCAAGCAGAGCUCCGGAGGGCAGCAGCACGGCCAUGUCACAUCCUCCUCCUCUCCCGGUCUAGCUGCUCACGCCCCCUUCUCCCCGCUGGUACCAAACCUCCACGUCCCUGCAGCAGGGGCCAAGCUGGGGGCCCUGGGUGGCCCUGACUGCCCAACAGGGGCCAAGCUGGGGGCCCUGAGUGGCCCUGACUGCUCAGCAGCGUCCCUCCAUAAGCCCUUGGCAUGUAAGAACUCACACAUUCCUCCUGUGAACGGCCAGCACAGCAAACUGGGCCCCUCCCAGAUGGGCUGUAACCACCCCUGUAAUGGCCACAGUGGGGGGGCGCUGCCCUCUUCCAACGUGGGACACCUGACCGCUGGGCAACACCUGACCGCUGGGCAACACCUGACCGCUGGGCAACACCUGACCGCUGGUGCCUGCAGGGACCAGGCGUGUAAAGGACAUAAGCUGUCUAACGGGGCGGGGGGGUUGUGUCACCCCCCUUCGGAGCUGGAGGAGGGAGAGGACGAGGACUCUAGUUCUGAGAGGAGCUCCUGUGCUUCCUCCUCAAACAACCAGAAGGAUGGGAAGUACUGUGACUGCUGCUACUGUGAGUUCUUCGGACACAACGCGCCCCCGGCGGCUCCGACCAGCCGUAACUACACAGAGAUCCGAGAGAAGCUCCGGUCCCGGCUGACGCGUCGUAAGGAGGAGUGUCUUCCCCAGAGACGGGACUCUGACCCGGCCGUGUCCACCUCCAUCGACCACCGAGACGUGGACGAGCUGCUGGACUUCAUCAACUCCUCAGAGCACAAACCAGCCAACAGCGCUAAGGCUGCCAAGCGGGCACGCCAUAAACAGAAGAAGAAGGAGAAGCAGACCCAGGCGGGUAGUGGUGAUGGUGAGGGAGCUGGUAGCGACCCCCCCUCCACCCCUCCAGAGCCCAGUGAGGACCCAGACCACCUUAGCCUGGAGGAGGAGGAGGAGGAUGUGGAGUACGGUGAGGGCCCGGAGGCUAGUCGGCUGCUGGAGUGGCCCCAGCUGGAACUAGAGAGGGUCAACUCCUUCCUGACUUCUCGGCUAGAGGAGAUCAAGAACACCAUCAAGGACUCUAUCCGUGCGUCGUUCUCCAUGUACGACCUCAACCUGGAUGUGAAUGACUUCCCGAAGAAGGCUGCUACUCUGGAGGGCAACCAUCUUCUCUCCCACCUCAACGGCUCCUCCUGCUCUGAUCUGCAGCAGAUAGACCUCGACCUGGCCCCUCUCUCCCUGGGUACCUUCAAGAGCCAUCUGGACCUGGUCAGCGGCUGGGAGGAGGCCCAUCCCCGGGACAACUCCCCCAUCGGCCCCAUCUCAACCCCUGCUAGUACUACUGUACCUGGGGUAGGGGGACCAGGGGUUGGUACUGGGGGGAAGGAUGUUCACAGGCUCCACACCACCCCCAGCCUCUCCAAGCUGAUCCGGGUGCGCUCCCCAGAGAGGUGCCUCUCUGCUAGGCCUGAGAAUAAACACCAGGCCCCUGCGUCGAUCCAGACCCAGGCCUCUAUUAAGGUAGCUAAGCCUAAAGAGGAGACCCCAGCUGAGCCCAAGAACAUUACUACUCCUACUCCUGGGGUUAAUGCUGGGGCUGGCAAGCUGAAGAAGGGCAAGAAGCAGCAACGUCAGGACCAGCUGCCUCCAGAACAGAACCAGACCAGACCCGGAUCCAAAGCAGCUGCGGAGUUGCAGAAAACUGGUCCCAACAGUUCUGAUGCUGUGGGUUCUAAGGCUGGUUCUGGUUCCAAACCACCACCUCACUCGGCUGAGAGCCAGAGAACCGGGGCAAGGAGGGCGGAGGAGACCAGACCCACCCGGCAGCAGGCCACCAACGGGACAGUGAGUAGCACCGGUGCCCCCAGCACCCAAAGAGGGAAGGGGGAGGAGCAAGAGGCCAAAGGUCACUCUGUCACCUCAGCCAAUCACAACCAAGCCCAGCAGCAGCAGCAACCCAAGGGGAAGAAUAAGAAGAACAAGAACAAGGGAGAGAAAACCAGCCGCAACAUCGACGAUGUGUUUCUCCCUAAAGACGUGGACCCAAAAGAAAUGGAUGAGAUUGAUCGUGAGGUGGAAUACUUCAAAAGGUUUUGCCUUGACUCUGCUAAACAGACCCGCCAGAAGGUUGCAGUAAACUGGUCCAACUUUACCCUCAAAUAGGUUCCUUCCAACGCAGCCCAGUAACUGACGGGUUCUAGAAUGCAGAACCCCCCCCCCCCCAACGUGACUAUGUCCAUACAACCCCGACGGCCUGAGGCCUUCUCUCAUUCCCACUCUUCCUCUUCUUCCUCACCAAGCCAAGGAACCCUGGUGCAACACCAUUUUCCAUUGGUCAGGACUGCGAUGCUAUUGGCUGACAGCCAGGGAUCAUUCACACACACACACGGGCCUGACUGAGGACCCGCCUCUUUGCUGUUUCACAACGAGGGAGAUGAGAGAUCCAGGUUGAGACACAAGACGGGGGUGUUGGUUCUCCGUCUAUCAGAUCUGAUCUACUGUGUACUUCACUAUGUAGUAUGGAAAACAGUUACCGUUUUACAAUAAAAAUGUGUUUUUAUUGUAAUUGUGGGACAUUUUAACAUUGUAGAAACCUUCUUGGAUUGUUAUUGGUUGGUUCUAUUUGGUGCUUCUGUUCUCUAAAGGUACUGACCCACGAUGAACUUUGACUGUCUUUAGUUUAGGGUAAUCUCCCCCAUCUCUCCCUCAACACACAGCGCUCUGUUUAUGGGCACUCUUUUAGAUAAUCAAUUGUCUCUAAAGGAUUUUACGUUGAUUUUAAGUUCACUGUUGAUCUUACGUUGAUUUUAAGAUCAGAAUAGGUCUUAUGGUUUGGAGGAUGUCAUGUUAGCGCACAUUAUACUGUCAUGGACACCCCCCACCAUGUGUGGGUUGGUUAUCUAUACUGUCAUGGACACCCCCCACCAUGUGUGGGUUGGUUAUCUAUACUGUCAUGGACACCAUGUGUGGGUUGGUUAUUUAUACUGUCAUGGACACCCCCCACCA
Messenger RNA from Oncorhynchus mykiss (rainbow trout), 4117 nucleotides. The record is from RefSeq and is a predicted model, not a curated record. Lineage: Eukaryota; Metazoa; Chordata; Actinopteri; Salmoniformes; Salmonidae.